Messenger RNA from Exaiptasia diaphana, 2574 nucleotides. RefSeq lists its product as uncharacterized. The transcript has a single exon. Lineage: Eukaryota; Metazoa; Cnidaria; Anthozoa; Actiniaria; Aiptasiidae. Bases 382 to 1419 code for a protein of 345 amino acids. The record is from RefSeq and is a predicted model, not a curated record.
CAAACGACACGCAAUGUGACCUUUAUUUGUUUAUGUGUCAUGUUUUCCCAAGAACCAGGAAACAAGCUUUCAACAUAUAGUGAAACUCAAGGCUUGACGAACUAAGGCUUUCGAAAUUGUAAUAUUUUCACUUUCGAGCUGAUAUGAUGAAUGUUGUUAUUUCUUGAAACUUCUUUUCGUAGAAUGUAAAAAGUGUUGUCAUCAGUAUUGAUAACUUGCAAUCAACAGCGUGUGAUGGCAGCACAUGGCGUGAAACGAAGGAUCAUUAAUAAUUCAUAAUUCAAGUUAAUUAUCACAAAUUAUGCUACAAGUUGAGUCAGGUAUAAAAACAACAUAGCGCACUGGAGCAUUUCGUUCACAUGUGCGAUAGCGCUAGAAGUGAUGGCGAACCCUGAAUCUACUAUCUCUUCUGAACCAUCGGCAGAAGCGGAAAAGACAAUUCCAUCGAAUCCUGAGCCUUUGCCAGAAUGGAGUACAGCUUUUCAAAUUUGGAACGCCUGGUGGGAGGUUCACAGUUAUGGCUUUGCAGUAUUGUUUGGUAUCGUUACAGUAUUUUGUGUGUAUUGCUUGACUAAAUUGAGAARUUCACAAUCAUUGACGCUGACAAGAUACUUCACUGCAGUUACAGGACUUCUUCUUGUUUUCUCAUCCACGCGAUUCUUGUACCUCGUAUUGGAUGCUUACGAAGGACACAAAUAUCUUCAUCUUCCUGUGGUAUUGGUUCGUAUCAUUUUUGCUGUAGGCUAUCCCUGUCUUACGUCCAUAUUCUCUCUGAUUAACUUUGCUUUUGUCAAAGUGAACAAUGUGCUGCUUAUCGUCAAAAGACUUCAGAACCUAAAGUUCCUUUCCAGCGUCAUAGUCAUUCACUUUGUUUUCGUUUUGAUAGUUUACCUUGUUGUGACUUUCGCGCCCCGUUUAGCACGCUUGUUCAUUCUGUGUCAAGUGAUUCUCAUCACGUGGUGGGCCAUGUUAGUAAUUGCCUUUCUCUACAGUGCUUGGCUUGUAAAAUCCAACCAAAAAUCCAAGAUAAAAUACAUCAAUAGACAUUCAACAACGUUCGAUGAUCGACAGCGCAUUGAAACCGAYUCGGCAACGAGCGAGGGAUCRAAGAGGAUCAUUAAUAUAUCAAGUGUUGUCGCUGURGCUGGWUUGRUUUCAGUAGUUUUAGAACUGUAUUCGUUAUUUGGUGUUUAUCAUUUAUAUGACUUAAAAAAGCCUUUUGUGGAACCAUGGCCCUGGUGGGGAUAUCAGACAACUGCUCGUUUAGUUGAACUAUGUUUAUGCAUGGUUAUUGCAUAUAUUAUCUAUCCAACUACUAAACCCUUACGAGCACGAAGCAGUACAGCUAAUUCAAUGACAUCAGUAGUCACGCAUGAAAACAGAAAAAUAUCUAGAGAUAGAACGAGCACAACAGUGUAAAUUUAACUACGUAAUUUGGGAACGAUCGCUUCUUUGAGGGGCUGUUGAGAGGUAUUGACACUGACACCAAAGGAAGCUUCUAGAAAAUGAUGUAUUGUUCUCAAAAACUGUAAACACUUAACAAAACACGAAAGAUAUGUGGUAUGUAAAUUUACUUUUAACAUUUAUGGGUUUUUUUUCGCAAAGCGGAAUCGCUGUACUUAAUGAAACACAUUUCUUAGCGUCCUGACGACAAGACGUUUAUAAUAUCGCAAUAUAUGGAAGACUUUUAGUGUAUGUGACAUCAAAGCAGAUUCAUAAGGCAGCAAAAUUAUUUCUGCUUUUUUGGUGUUUUGUUGCCCCAAAUGGUGCUGUAUUUUAGCUGAUCCCUUAACUAAUACUUACAGAGCUCAYAAUGAAAACCAAAGUCACGUUUUAUGGUGGCUAUAUUUGGACAAUCCACGCUCGUAUUCAGCCUUGUGACUGCGUCAUGAAKGAUACUGUAAGAGCAACUGUAAAUUUAAGAUAUAAUAUGAAUAUGCUUGAAUUUGACCCCAACAUUUAUCGAGCACCUGGACCGGUAGCUAUGGUGAUCUGGAUCUUAUUAUCGAAAUAUUUGCACAAUAUAUACAUAAAAGUCUAGUGUAUAACCGCGAAAGCAGUGUAGAGUAAGCGCAAGAUAUCAGACGUUUUCCUAGUUUUCUUUGUUCUAGUACUUGCGCUUGAUUUUGCUAAACACACCAAGUGCAACUCACUUGUGCUUGCUUCUGCGCUUGUCCUUGCGUCGCUAGUGAAAAGCAGAUUAAUAAAUAGUCAGAGUCUAGACACAACAAUAUCCGCAUUAAGAGUAUAUAUUUUGUUUUUGUCAAUUUACUCGCGAAAAUAUCAGACAUCUGUCAACCUGUCUUGACCGUAAAAUAGUAAUAGCUCUCACUCAAACUGGCCCCGCGGCUGGAUAUCUAGAAAUACUAGAUUCAGACCGCAUUUGUUGGUCUUUGAAAGACAAAAAAUAUAUUUAAUAGUAAGAAUUAGUCACAUCGAGUCUAUAGAUUUCUCUCUUUGGUUGGCGAUUUUAACAGCGGAUAGCAAACACUAGUAACAAUGUACUACAGACUCAAAAUGUUGUACUUAGCCAAAGUUAAAGAAAUAAAAGUUCUAUAAGAAUUAAUGGAUCAA